AUGCCAUUUGUGCCGCUAUCCUAUAUCGUGUGCCGCUAUCCAUUGCUUUCUCGGUGGAUUGGUACUUGCCUUUCAAUGAGUUCGUUAAACGCUGUCACAUCUCCAUUCCUAUCAGACUCAUAUUUAUUAGCACGGAGACAUUUUCAGCUGAGUCGAGCAAAACUGAAGGCAACAAGUCGAGUGUCAGCAUUAUUGGCGGGAUUCGCUAUGGUCGCUGUUAUCGAAUUAGAGGUUGUUGUUGGUGUAGAAAGACCACCUGAAGCAUUACUGGUUGCUUUCACAACUCUUGCAUGCCUUCUUGUGGUUGUGCAUAUAAUGGCUGUGAUGAUAAGUACUUGUAUUCUGCCACACAUUGAUUCGUACACGGUUCCUAGAGAUGGUUCUAUGACUGAAGAAGCACCACACAAUCGAUUACGAACAUUUGUUGAAGUUGCAUGGAUAUUCAGUACUGUUGUUGGGAUUAUUUUGUUUUUAGCUGUAGUAAUUCUAGCAUGUUGGGUUAAAUUUUGGUUUGUUAGUCGUCUGUCUGCUAUAGCUGGAACAACUGUUGUUUUACCUGCUGUACUCCUUUUCAUGAUCUUCGCUGUUUUAUUUUAUCGAAGCCUUAUUAACUACAAAGUUGAACGAGCCACAGAAAUGAUACGUAACAUUGAUAUGCGUAUGUCUUGUCUCGAAAGUGGUGUUGGGAAAUCCCAUAACGGUGGUCGCUCGAGGACCAUACAUCUUUAA
Molecule: messenger RNA, 729 nt
Organism: Trichobilharzia szidati
Lineage: Eukaryota; Metazoa; Platyhelminthes; Trematoda; Strigeidida; Schistosomatidae
Source: the annotation of a GenBank genome assembly